This is a messenger RNA of Fusarium vanettenii 77-13-4, 903 nucleotides long. RefSeq lists its product as uncharacterized. The record is from RefSeq and is a predicted model, not a curated record. Lineage: Eukaryota; Fungi; Ascomycota; Sordariomycetes; Hypocreales; Nectriaceae. The coding region runs from base 1 to 903 and encodes 300 amino acids. The transcript has 4 exons.
AUGGCCAACGAAAAGGGUGACGACAGGGCCAAAAACCAAACCACCCCACCUUGUCCAAAGAGACGUCUCAGUCCAGUCGAUCCCCGUGAACGGUAUCGCCGGAUGUCGGCUGGUGCUGGUGCCGCCCCAAUGUUGCUGAGAGCAAAGAAAGUUGCCAUUUUCGAUCUCAACUAUUUAUCUACACUCAAGGCCCCGCAAGAAUGGCCGAAAGGCUCAGUAUCAGGGACUUUGAAUAACACUGACUUGUAUCCGACGACUCUUCCAUCAGACUACGUCAGCAUGGCCCCUUCAAGCACCACUGGUUUUCUAACCGUCUCGGAGAAUCCUCUCAUCAGCAUAUUUUUCGAGGUUUCCACGACGCUGCCUAUACCCGCCGGCAAACCUACCAUUGUGCUCUCAAACUCGCUGUCCGCUGCCACCUGGCUUUGGGAUCAAUUCGCUGCCAGUUUCUCUAAAUCAUACACAAUUGUCCGCUACGACAUGAGAUUUCAUGGCCAGUCUCCUUUGUCCAACACGCCGGGCUUUGAUUACGAAGCUGGCCACACUGUUGAGGAUCUAGCCUCCGAUGUCAUUAGGCUACUAGACCAUCUUGAGAUCAAACAAGCUGAAGCUUUCAUCGGUCUUAGUAUCGGCGGCAGUAUCGGUGUCGUCCUGGCCGCACACCACCCUGACCGCUUUCGCCGCCUGCUCAUUGUCGGCAGCCGCGCCCACGCGACGUUUGAGGAUGACAAAAUCUGGGACCAACGGAUUGCCUUGGCUAGAGAAGAAGGCACCGCAGCGUUAGCCAAACAGAGCGUUGCGCGGUGGUUCAAAGAAGAGUGGCGGACGGCGCAUCCUGAGCUAGUUGCCAGUAUCACAGCUCGGUUCUGUUCGUGGUUGGAGAGGAAGAUGCGGCGUCUGUAG